Ilex paraguariensis (yerba mate) is the source of this 201-nucleotide messenger RNA. The record is from the annotation of a GenBank genome assembly. Lineage: Eukaryota; Viridiplantae; Streptophyta; Magnoliopsida; Aquifoliales; Aquifoliaceae.
AUGAAGGAACCCACUUGCAUAUAUAUGGACUUUGACAUCACUGGAACUUCAAGCUUGUUGUUUUGCAUUGGCGGACCUUAUGGUCAUGGAAGACAAUUGCGGGAACGUGCUAAUAUAUCAAUUAAGUUGUCAUCUUUGGUCUUAAACCAUCAGGUUGCAUUAGUUGUACUCAUGGAGCAACUUUACAGCUUUUGCUCUUAA